AAUUUUGGUUCUUUCUUGUUGAUCCAUCUUGUUGUUUCGCCUCCUUGGCUUACUCUUCUCUUCUCCUCCUGCUGCCGCCCUCCAUCUUCAUCGAGCAAAUUUUAGCAAAGCUGCCCCUGGCGAACCAUCAGCUGUCCAGCCAAUAUUGCUCCCCCAACGCCUGACGGACACCACCCGGAAGGAUGCGUUACGACGACUGGGAUAUCAUCCUCUUCCCCGCUGGCCGCGACUCGAAAAUACCUUUCAAGGAGUUCAAAGUUGCAUGCCAUGUCGUGCCCGACCUUGAGCUGGCCCAUAUCCACGGCGCUGGGGCCCUGCCGGUCAUGACGUGCUUUGUGCCGAGUCUAGCGGCCGGUAAUCCGUUCCAGAUCUCGCUCCACUGCUGGCGCCAGCCAGACAUUAGCCAGUUCACGCGCGCGUACAGCAGGCACUCGAACCUGGUCAGAUUCGAAGCUCGGAUCCUAGUAGAUGGGCGCCUAGUUGCGUCAACCAUUCUAGACCGUGAUGUCAAUGGCCCGCAUCUGAUUACCAACACAUUCGAGUUCACGAAGACAGGCGAGCUGGAACGUCUGAAAUUUCCCCGGUUCCGUCAGGAACUCCUGGUCCAGAAUCAUUGGAAUCCUGGCGAUGACAUUGGACGUAUUAAGAUUAUUAUCAGUGAGGGAUUUCCGCGAGACUCUCUGUCGGCUCCGAUCGAGCGGGUCAAGAAUGUUGUUGCCUUUUCAUUUCAGCAUGCUCCUCUCGAGAUACUCGAGUCUAGUGGUAUUGCAUGGCCGAACCCAUCCAUGUGGCGCUCCGCGGCUUUCGCUCCGGUAAUGCCAGUACCGACGUAUCAUGCAGAGGACGGCGUUAGCUCUCACACACACUCCCCUGGCAGAAGGCCGUCGCUCUUGAGGAACACACCAGGCCUGGGGUUUCCACCUCCCGGACUUAUCAGCGGAAUACCCCAGGCCCAAGCAGGCGCUGGCUUUCUCGGCACCCAAGACUUGCAAAUGCCGCACCUUGGUCGUAGCAACAUAGGAUCCGGCAAUAAUACGCCGUCAUGUUCCGAUCCGUUCGGCGACUCUGGGUAUUUCGAGUGGGUUAAUUCGAUGACGAGCGGACAGUUGGGUGACUCUUGGGAUGGCAAGACCCUCUGGCCUGCGAACGCUCGGAACUCAAGCAAGCAGUCGUCCGACACCGUAAUGCCGGACUAUGUCCCUCGUGAGGGCUCAGAUCCUAUGGCUAUGCAUAUCUCUGGGCCCAGCUUGGAAGACGACCGUGGGAGCCUGAAGGUUCCGACCAACACGCCCACCGGAGGAGCUGCCCUUAGCAAGCAGAACACACAGUUUCAGAUGCCCCGGCAGGGAGCGUCCCUCCUUCCCGACUUCGCCUCGUGUCUCACGCAGUCGUUGCUCAACCAGCCCUUUGUGCUUCCGGCCCAACACCACGCUUUCCCUUUGCCACCGGCGGAGCCAAAGUCCCUCAAGGACAUUCAUGAUUCCACGCCUGGACACGCCGACGUCUCCGCAAUGCAGUCGGCAACUGACAUUAGCAACAGCGAAAGCUGCAAGGCUUCACAGCAAAUGUUCGGCCUUGAGGACCUCGACUCCACUACCCCUAUUCCCGCCUCUUCGGAGCUCUCAGGCAAGGAAGACUAUUCUUCACCCGCGCUGGAGAACCUCUUUCAAACCAGUUCGCGGAACCCCUCGGGUGGUGGUGACUUUGGCUCUGUCAUUACGAACUUUCCAGGCAGCAGCAGUGCCACGCCGUCGCUUCCCACACCAAGCAUGGCUGGGCAUGCGGAACUAAGCUCCGCCGGCCCUAAGACUGGUACUGCUGCGGCUACCAGCGCCGGCGGAAACAGCAACGGUGGUGGCAGCACCGUCGCCAGACGUACGAGAAACUUUACGCCCGCUUCCAUCAGGGCCAUCGACGAUGAGGACGAGCCACGCCGAGGAAGCCCCCUUGUACGGAUUGCUGGAUAUAGCGGGGCGGAUAUCCGCAGCAACGUUGGUCAGUAAUGAGUAAACAGGUGUCUACGAUGAAGCCGUUAUGUUCUGGGCGACAUUGGCCAUUCCACUCGCUUGAAAAUUGAGGCCUGAGGUUAUCGGAGCGUUAUGCAUUAUGCGUUGUGAAGGCGGGCUGCAGGAGUCAUUUGAGACCAUGGGUGAAGCAGGCCUCGUCUAUACUAAUAGGCCGAGCGCGCGUUUAGUUAGGUAUCGG
Molecule: messenger RNA, 2205 nt
Organism: Chaetomium strumarium
Lineage: Eukaryota; Fungi; Ascomycota; Sordariomycetes; Sordariales; Chaetomiaceae
Exons: 4
Coding region: 183-2003 (606 amino acids)
Source: RefSeq, a predicted model, not a curated record